AUGUUAAAGGGCUCUUCUCAGAUGGGUACGGGGCCUGAUAUUUCUCCUAAAAAUGUUGUUGAAGAUUCUCCUCCUACCUCUAGUGAGAUGGUUCGUUUGAAUCCAAUCAACGGUUCGGAGUUGUCAAAUGUUGUUGGAUAUGCCCUUGUUGUUGGUUUUGACAGGUCAGAGGGUGUUGUUCAUGUGUCUAGGGAGGUUGUUGGAGUGGUCCAUGUGCCUGUUAUUUUUUCCAGGGGUGUUUCUGACCCAGGUUCUUCUAUGCCCGCUGGAGCUUCGUUGCUUGCUGGCUAUCCCUUAGUCGGUGGUUCAGAGGUGUCAAAUGUUGUUGGAUCUGCCCUUGUUGCUGGUUUUGAUAGGUUUGAGGGUGUUGUUCAUGUGUCAAGGGAGGUUGUUGGAGUGGUCUAUGUGCCUAUUGUUGUUUCUAGGGGUGUUUCUGGCCCAAGUCCUGCUCUGCCUGUUGGAGCUUCGUUGCUUGUUGGCUAUCCCUCAACUGCUGAUUUUCCUGUGUUAAAUUCAUUGGAGUGGAAAGAUGAGGUUGCUAAAGUUGAAGAUGGUUGGAUAACGGUAAAAGUUACUUUUGAAUCUGUUCUGUCCACUUUAUCUAAUGCAAUGUCGUCGUCGUGGUACAGGUUUCCCGACGACCAGUAUGAUCGCCUGUGGGAACCUCUUCAGGUCACGUUCAGAACACAUAUGAGCACAAAUGACUCCUUUUUUGGGAGCAUAAGAAACCAGCCACCUGUAUCUGUACUAAAGACUGCUAUUACGUCCUUUUUAGGGGAAGAUCAGUUGCUUGUUUCGAGCUGGCAUAUUCUUCCCCAGGGCAUUUAUUAUUUUGCUGUUUACUUGUGCAACAUCAAUAAGACAAGUCUUUCAGGGAAUAACACAUUUCAGAUCUUCAUUGGCAAUGUUCAAAUUGCAGAAAUAGUCGUUCCUGAGUAUAUGUACUGUUUGUCACCAGAAAGUCGUCUAGAGUUUAGCACAACUGAGUCUAUAGACAUAAGAAUACGUUCACAAGUAGGAUCCCACAUGAGGCCGUUCAUAAAUGCAGCUGAGGCAUAUCAAAUAGUAAAAAUCACCAAUAUGACACACGCCGGAGAUGUACUCGCAAUUAGAAAAAUAGCAGAUACAGUGAAUGUUCCAGAUGAUUGGACAACAGGAGAUCCAUGUUUACCUUCAGGUUUACCAUUAACCAGUGUUAUAUGCAAUGAGGAAGAUCCUCCACGAGUGAUUAUUGUGAAUUUAACAAACAAAGGUCUCACUGGCAACAUACCUCCAAGCAUAGCCAACUUAACAGCAUUAAAACAGUUGCUGUUAGGCAACAAUAAUUUUUCAGGUUUUAUUCCAGACCUCAGCACACUGAUGAACCUUACGUCAUUGCAACUGCAAAAUAAUCAACUGACUGGAGAUAUUCCGAGUUCAUUAGAGAAGCUUCCCAUGUUAAAUGAGCUGUUUUUGCAGAACAACAAAUUAGAUGGAGAUGUGCCACCUGGUUUAGUUAAGCCUGGUUUAAAACUCCAAGUUCUUCCUCAAAGAUUUAUCAAUGGAGAUAAAGAUGAUCCAAAUGAAUUUCAAAAAGUGGUGGUAGAAUAUAGUGAAGAAGAUAUUAAAGCAGCUACAAACAACUAUUCUACGAUCAUUGGUAAGGGAGGCUUUGGCACUGUGUUUUAUGGUCAACUAUCAGGAAACGAUGUUGCAGUAACUCUCCUUUCAAGGGUACACCACAAGAAUCUUGUAAAUCUUCUUGGGUAUUGUAGACAGCCUAUAGUUGCCUUAGUACACAAAUUUAUGGAAUAUGGAACAUUGACGAACCAUAUACACGGCUCUGCUAAACGAGAGAGACCACUUGAUUGGCAAACUAGGAUUAAUAUUGCUCUACAAGCUGCUGAGGGUUUGCUAUACCUUCAUGAGGGUUGUAGCCCUCCUAUCAUACACAGAGAUGUUAAAUGCACUAAUAUACUUUUGGAUAAAAAUAUGUCUGCCAAGAUUACUGACUUUGGUUUAUCAAAGCUACUGCAAAACUCUCGAAGCCAUGUAACAACAGAAGUCAAGGGCACCCUCGGCUAUCUUGAUCCCGAAUAUUAUGGAAUGUCGUCAUUAAAUGAAAAGAGUGAUGUCUAUAGUUUUGGUGUAGUUUUAUUGGAGAUUAUUUCUGGAGUACCACCCAAGGAGGGAAUUGUUGAAUCGGCUAAAAGGUUGCUUUCAUGUGGGGGAAUAGCAUACAUGAUGGAUUCUUUGUUGGGUGGCCGAUAUAGUUUAGAAUCUGCAUGGAGAGUUGCAGAGGUUGCGUACAAUUGUGUGGAACCAAGACCAGUAAAUAGACCCACUAUGAAUACUGUUGUGAAAGAGCUAGCAGAAGCGAAGGCACUUGUAUCACAUGAUGGCAUUAAACCUACAUCUUUAAAAGUACUUGAUGACGUGCCUGAAGCUCGCUAG
This is a messenger RNA of Cryptomeria japonica (Japanese cedar), 2433 nucleotides long. RefSeq names its product putative leucine-rich repeat receptor-like serine/threonine-protein kinase At2g14440. Lineage: Eukaryota; Viridiplantae; Streptophyta; Pinopsida; Cupressales; Cupressaceae. The coding region runs from base 1 to 2433 and encodes 810 amino acids. The transcript is spliced from 15 exons. The record is from RefSeq and is a predicted model, not a curated record. Gene Ontology annotation, biological process: protein phosphorylation. Gene Ontology annotation, molecular function: ATP binding; protein binding; protein kinase activity.